Podarcis raffonei (Aeolian wall lizard) is the source of this 6625-nucleotide messenger RNA. It is a transcript of the gene UMODL1, whose product is annotated as uromodulin like 1. Lineage: Eukaryota; Metazoa; Chordata; Lepidosauria; Squamata; Lacertidae. Gene Ontology annotation, molecular function: calcium ion binding; peptidase inhibitor activity; protein binding. Bases 368 to 4834 code for a protein of 1488 amino acids. Gene Ontology annotation, cellular component: cell surface; extracellular region. The record is from RefSeq and is a predicted model, not a curated record. The transcript is spliced from 22 exons.
UUCUGGAUCUCCAGAUUACUAAAAUCUUUUGAAUUUUUUAUUAGAGGACAUGAAAAAAUAGAUUAGACCGAGACAUACUCAUUCUUACAGUAAAUCAACUGAAAUUCAUUGGCUCUACUUUAAGCAUGAUGGGAAAUCUGGAUCCAACCUAAUCUGUUUGAACACACACACACACACACACACACACAACCAGUGGCUGGUCACCUGCAGUUGUUCCCAAGUACAGUGAUAGGUGAGUGCUUUUGAAAAAUCAACUAUUGUGUCACUAAUUCCUAUAUCACUCUGUCUUUCUUUCUCUCUAGAGAAAGGUCUCUCCUUGCUCAGCUACCAUUUAUGCAAUUAUACUAUAGACAAAAAUGUGAACAAAAUGGUUGCCUAUCGAAAGUCGUAUGAAAAGGAAACACUAUGCGGAGGGUGGAUUCCGUGGAGGACUUGCACCAAAACCUAUUACAACGAAGAAUAUCAUCCUGUCACAGUCCCAGAGAGUAUGAAUCUGACCGAUUGUUGCAGUGGGUAUGAGCAAGUUGGUCUCUACUGUGCCUUAUCCCUAAACAGUUCCAGUGCAUUUGCCUCAAGACCUGGUGCCUGUCCAACAAAGGAAGCGGAAGCGUUAAAUAUCUCAUGCACAUUGGAUUUGGAUUGUCCAGAACAUAAAAAAUGCUGCGAGACAUCAAAAGGCACUGGCUGUUCUGAUCCUGUAUCAGAAGAGCAAACAGUGCCAAGAUACUGGUAUGACGUGUCAGUCCUGGUGAAAAUGGAUUUUGAUGAGUUAAAAAGAGUGGAUCCAAAACUUCUGAAUCAUUCACGGCUUCUGCACUCUAUGAUUACUGGCGCACUAUGGCCCCUGGAUGUCUCAGUGUAUCAUAUUCGUACAACACAGGCAGAACCCUAUACAGAGACAUUGGUUUCCCGGGUUCUGAUUGGACUGCAAGAGCUGGUUCCAUUGGCAAACGUUUCUUCUUUGUUGAAGGACAUUGUGAUGCGAGUGUAUGAAGUUAUCGACAUAGUUGUCCAAGAUGCCACAGACUCUGGUCCAGAUUCAGAUUCACUCAAUGUUCUAUUUAAAAUAAGAAAUUCUUCUGUUUCAGCUACAAAUUCAACAUCUGCAUCACAAGAACUCAGCAGACCAGAGGAUUCAAAAUGCUAUGCUCCAGCUAUUAGAAACCACAAGAUCUUCAGUGUUACUAGCAGCAGUUUUGAAGUGGCUUGGAGUGUGAAUUCGACACGGAACCAUUCGUUCAAUAUAGAAAUAUUCAAAGGCAAAGAACUCAUGCAACAAAUAGAAACCAAUGAUACCAAACUAGAUGUGUUCAAUCUGGAAGCAGGCAUAAUGUACACAGUGAACAUCAGUGCUGAAGUUUGUGGCAAAAAGACUGUCUCAAGUAGAAAAGUAAAGACAGAUGCCUUAGUAUUUGGUUUAACAAUAAGGAUCUUGAAUUAUAACUUCACGGAUCAGCUCCUCAACGCUAGCAGUAUCGAAUAUCAGGCAUUUUCUAGCAUUCUGAUGACUGAGAUCAGAAAGUCACUUCCUUCAAAUAUGUCUGCAUUAUACCAGAUGGGAAAGCUGAAAGUGCAAAUAGACUCUCUUAAAGCUGGUAGCAUUGUUGUGAGACUUAAAAUCAUAGUAGAAGACCCAUUAUUUCCAAAAGACUUGUCUGCAUUUGAGCCAAUGAUUUCAUCACUGUUCAACAGUUCUGCAUUCCUUGUUGACCAGAAUAGCUCUCGAGUAGAAGACUGGAAUGAAUGUGCAACCCGGGCAGAGAAUGAUUGCUGCACCUUUGCAGAAUGUAUCAAUACAUUGGGCUCAUAUAUGUGCAGAUGCAAGACAACCACAGAUGCCAAUCCAUCCCGACCUGGGAGAAACUGCGAGGGUGAUAUUGUGGAUCCAGUUACAGAAAUGGUGCCUGCAUUUGAAGCAAAUGCUACAGAAGGACUGCCUGGGACAGGUUCCACUCCUCUGGCAAUGUCUGAAGUAAGGGCAGUGACUUCAUUCACUUCUAAGUCCACUGAGACAAUAAUAUUGCCCUCAAAUGGGACCCAAGAGUCAAGCACUCUUCCAUCAGACAAAACCCUGUCAGCAUCUCAGAGAAUGACCACUUCAGGGUAUGUGAGGAACAAUUACAGCCAGAGUACUUCAGCAACCCCUGCUCUGGUGACAAAAAAGUGGGAUAAUGUAACUACCACUGGUUAUGUCAGGAACAAUAACACCCUGAGUACUUCAGAAACUCCUGCUCCAGUAACAAAAAAGUGGGACAAUGUAACUACCACUGGUUAUGUCAGGAACAAUAACACCCUGAGUACUUCAGAAACUCCUGCUCCAGUAACAAAAAAGUGGGACAAUGUAACUACCACUGGUUAUGUCAGGAACAAUAACACCCUCAGUAUUUCAGAAACUCCUUCUCUGGUGACAAAAAAGUGGGACAAUGUAACUUCAUCAAAUGAAAACUUAGCUGAAGAGCGAUCUACAACACAAGAAAGGCAUAACUCUUCAAUGUCCAUGUUUCCUGGCGUUUCAAAUAUUACAGUUUAUCCUUUUGUGAGAAAUGGCUCUGAAGUAGAGACAAGCACACCUGGCCUCAUAACUGAGAGAAGUUCUCAGCAAAAUGCAACUUCAGCCCUGAAUGUAACCCAACACCCCACAUUUUAUGUUCUCAAUCAUACCCUUGAUAAAGAGAUGGGGAAAGAUAACAGAUCUUGGAAUGAGAAAAAUCCAUCCACAACAUUACCAUCUUUGUCUGGGGGCCACACAGUUGCCGCCCCUGCCUCUUAUUGUGGUGCUUCAAAUAUUAUUUUUUCCAAUAUAACCAGUACCAGCUUUCAAGUAACUUGGACCACAAAUGUUCCACUAAAUACUUCUUUCCAGUUUCUGUUGCUUAAUGAAAAGGAGCUUAUACGAGUGCUUAAGACCCAGAGCCACAACCUGACUAUUUCCGGACUAGAACCUGGGAUUUUGUACACUGUUGAAAUUGUGACAGAAGUUUGUGGAAAUAAAAGCAUACCAGUACAGCAUAAAGUAAAGACAGCUGCCCAGAUACUUAGUGGAACCGUCAGGAUAUCAAAUCUCAACUAUAGCUCAGGGUUCAGCAACACAAGUAGUCAAGAGUAUCAAAAUUUUACACAGUUGUUUUUCACUGAGGUCCGUAUGUCUCUGCCCCUUAAUAUUCUCCCGAAAAUGGAUGCUGGCUUGAUUAAAAUGUUGAUAACGAGUGUGACUAAUGGAAGUGUAGUGGUGAGCUUCAACCUCCUGAUUCCAGCAGACAUGGAUGCAAACAACGUUUCCAGUUCUUUCCUUGAGGCCUUUCUCCACAGCCGCCAUUUCAUGAUUGAUAACAGCAGUCUCUCCAUACAUGAUUAUGAUGAGUGUGAGAGGGAAGAAACAGAUUGUUCUUCUGAUGCAUCUUGCUCUAAUACUUAUGGAUCUUAUGAAUGCAGCUGCAAAGAAGGAUUUGUCAACGCGAAUGCUGAGAGACCUGGGAGAAACUGUGAAGGCAAUGUUUCAAUAUUUACUUUCAUUUCAUCUUAUGAAUAUAAGAUCAGAGCAUAUUUAAAAGGGGGCUCAUUUCUUUGCCAUACCUUUCCCUUCCACUCUAUAGCACUUUUUUCCAACCCUGAUGCAGAAGGUACCCAGACAAAAGACCUGAGCAGCACAGUUUUACCUUUGACAGAUCCGUAUACUUCAAACCAUGUGCCAUCACCUGCUGGAGAGGAUUCUUCUGUCCCCAAAACCAGAAGUUUGGAAAAUGCAACCACCAGCACUAUAUUUAGCAAUGCAUCUACAGAAACAACACUGAACGUUCAAGUCUCAUCCUUACCACCCAGUAAGCCUUCCCAGGGGAUUUUAAUUAAGAAAGCAGUCAGAGUGCUUUGCGAGAUUGAAAAAAUUGUCAUCACCAUUCAGAAGGACUUUCUGAAGCAAGAAUCUAUCCCAGAAUCUUCCCUGUACCUGGGAAGACCCCACUGCAAUGUAAGCUCCAGCAAUUCCAGUCAUGUCAUACUUCGGACUGGGUGGAACGAAUGUGGAACUGAAGUACAAACCAACACAACACACACCAUAGUAAAAUCAGUUCUUCGGAAUGAUUUGCUUUCUUCAAGGGUCAUCCGCCACCUGAAGGUUGUCAGUCCAAUCCUUUGUGUGUUUCAAAAUGAUCUCUUGACUUCAUCUGGAUAUACUCCAGAAGGGGUUUAUACCAUUUUUGAGGAUUUACAUGGAUCAGGACACUUCUUAACAGAAAUGCAGCUAUUCAUUGAAAAUGCCCCAAUUCCCAAAAAUUUCACCAUCUCUGCUAGUGAUGACCUAAUGAUUGAAGUGGGAAUACAGAGACAUGAUAGCAACCUCAAGGUGGUCGUCAGCGAAUGUUGGGCAACUCCAACUAAUAACUCAAAGGACCCUCAGUCAUUUCCUUUUAUAGAUGGCAGUUGUCCAGUUCCAAAUGCACACACCACUAUGAUUUCGAAUGGGAUAUCCAACAAAGCCCAAUUUAAACUGAAAAUAUUUUCCUUUGUUAAUGACUCAGUGGUUUAUCUACAUUGCAAAAUCCAUGUUUGUCUGGAAAUUCCAAGGAGUAGUUGCAAGACGAACUGCAAUGGUUUCCGUUUGAUGAGGACUGGGGAAACUAUAGCAAUGCCCAAUGCAUCUUGGGGGCCUCUGCGCAAAUCCGGUGCUGAAGAAAAGCGUGGCUUAGGAGCAGGUUACAUAGUCCUCAUUGUCAUUGGCGUAUUUGCAUUUAUACUGGCAAUAACAGGUCUUUUAAUUUUCCAACACCAACGCAAGGCUGGGGCGUACAAUUUCAAAAUCAAGUCUGACAAUUUUAACUACCAAGUGUUCUAUGACUGAACAUUUCAGUUUUCCAAAUCUGGAAACAUUCUAUGAACAUAAUGCUGCUCCAUAAGAUGUUGGACCUGAUGCACCCCACCAAACCUAACCACAAAUAGCCAAUGCUCAGAUGUAUCUCCUGGUCUUGACAUAAGUCCUCUAAGAACUUACUACUUUCUGUUGCUAUGCUGAAGCACUUUACAGUUCUUGCAUCUUUUCAAGAGGAAAAAAUAACAUUCACUUAAAAAACCCCAAAAACCUCUCUCACUCCCCUCAUAGUACUGUCAUUGUUGAUAUCACUCACUCAAGAAAGGCAGAACGUUUACUCAAUUACAGAGCAUUUUGAUUUUCCAUUCAGGCACUUAAUUAAAGGACUGUAGCAUUGCCAUCUUGAUGCAAAAGCCUGACUCCUAGAAUGCAUUAUGAGAUCUGCAUUAUCAGGAAGAAAAGCAUGCUUUAAGCUGUUGUUUAAAACCAAUCCAACACUGUUAUAUAUCAACUUUGUAAAACCAAUUUAACAUGUGGUUAAAAGCAACAAAGAGAAAGAAUCACUUCUGCAACUGGUCUGGUCAUCCCCCCCCCCCGAAUAUUCGCCAUUCAAGAAUAUUCAUCAUUAAAGCACUUCCCUAAUAUCGUAAGUUUUUGCAGUGCAAGAACCACUAGGUGAAUUUAAACAUCUCCAUGAACUUGCUUAAAUUCCAAACUGAUAGGAAUGACAAUGGCAAUAACAUGAGACAUGCUAGAGAAAAGGAUGAUACUUAGACACAACCUUACGUACCAGAGCAAACUGUGCUUUAGUUGACAGGCAACUCAGCAUCUAGAGUAAUAGAGGAGUGAGAGAUGGGCUAUUCCAAUGUACAAAGCAGCAAUCAUGUCCCUUCUGGGUCCAUUCUAUGUUGCCUCUAAUUAUUGUUUACUUUAGUGGCAAUACAUUUCAAUUAUUCAACGUUUCUCACUAUGCCAUUCUACGCAUAGACUAGGCUUGUCAACAAAUAUCCAGUGCCUAUAACAGCUGAAUUUCCACUUGACAUUAAGCUGUUGUUCAUCUACUUGUGGAGAAAGCCUCAUUUGCUGAGUUUCAAAUGUUGAAAGCACAGGAUCCCUCAAAAGGGGUGGGGGAAAGAGCUUACAAAUUUAGCAUUGACCCAUGGACAUGUAAUCAUAUGUGGAUGGUACUUACUGAUUUUAGAUAUUCCCACAGCCAUACAAAGGUAAUUAAAAGAUUCUAAAGGGUGGACACUUCUUUCUUUCAAUCCUUAUUUUACAUUGCAGUGCUAGUUAAAUCUUAAUAUGAAGGUAAUGAUUUGGUAAAAUGUCUGCUGUACAAAUAAAAUUGUUGAGAUAGCCUGAGAGACAUGCUAAACCGUUGUUGUUUUUUAGGAGUCUAUAUUUUUGGUACAUUUAUUGUACAUUUCCACAAUUUAAUUGGCUUUUGUGCAUAUAUGAAAAGAGAAACUAUUUUUAUAGGUUGCAAUUUCUGUGUUUCUAUGCUGUAAUAAUAUUGAUAGUUUUGACAUGGUCACCUGUGAGCUACUUAAGCAUAGUUAGUAGGGCUUUAAAUGUUACAUCACCUGCAUGGAAACCUCCCAAAACUACUUCCACAUAGUGGUGUUCAGUGCUGGAGGUGUAAAAGUGGCCCUAACUGGGUUAUCUUAAGUAACCCAGCUAGCUAAUGAAAGGGGCUAGCUAAAAUCCUGGAAGCUAUUAGAAUAAUCGAAAACAAAAUGGAGCAAAUUCCAAUUGAUUUAUGCUGAAUAAAACCCUAGUGCUGAAUUAGAUACAAAGUAAUAUUAUUAACUUAUUAUUGGCUGU